GAAUGCAUGUCGCAUACCAUCGAAUGGUCGAUUGACUUUUGGCUUUUCCCAUCUUUUACCUGAUUUCCCAGAAUUUCCUCAAUCUCCCACAUUAUUUGCUUUCCAGACGGUUGUGCAAUAUGCUGUUACAACGCUUCGUAAUCUUCUAAUGCAUGUGGAUACCGUCAAGGCGCAGGCACGUGUCCUAGGAGCAAUAGAAGCUCUCGCGCCGUUGCUUCUCAGAAAUAAUUGGAAAUUCUUGGCAUUGGUUGCUGACAGUCUCUACUUUCUCCUGCUUGAUGAUCCGCAGUCAAAAAUCGUAUUCUUGUCACUGGGAGGGCCACAAACAUUGGUACACAUCCUCAAUAACUACUCACAAUAUCCAAAGCUAAUGUAUACUGUAAUCCGAUGCAUAAGAUCACUGUCGGUCUGCCAACAGAACAAGGCGGCACUUAUCAGUCUAGGAUGCCUCCCUGCGUUGUACAAGGAAAUGUGCACUGCGGCAGAUGAUCGUGUGCUGCUAGCAAUUCUUGUUGCUUUGAGAAAUUUGUCAGAUGCAGCCACUAACGAGGACAACUUAGCGCCAUUGGUAAUUCGCUUGCUUGAAAUAGUCCGUGUCGCAGAUGCAGCCCAAACUUCGUGUGCUUGCGGAAUACUGAGUAAUCUGACUUGUAAUAAUGUUCGAAAUAAGCAAACGCUGUGCACGAACCAUGGUGUGGAGUCUCUAGUGGAAGCCAUAAACCGCUUCCCCGAUGUUGAAGAAGCUACUGAACCUGCGCUCUGUGCUUUACGUCAUUGUACUGCAAGACACUCAUAUGCUGAGCAGGCACAACAAGAUCUUCGCCUUUGUAGAAGCUUCCCAAUGCUUCUCCAGCUAUUGGCUACUCUACGUGCUCCAGUAAUCAAGGCCGCUCUUGGAGUAAUACGCAACUCUGCGCUCCUACGGGCAAAUCUCAUGGAGCUAACGCAGGAGGUAACUGAAAGAGGCGAAACAGUUGUCUCUUUGACCGUGGACAUUCUCGCCCACGCUGCGGCCACAAUUCGUGAAGAUCCGGCUGCAGAAAGUGAUGGCGUGCCAAUAUGGGGUGUAGUUGAAGGUGCCGUAUCCGCUUUGCACCAACUGGCAUCGCAUCCAGCAGUGGCAGCUCAUCUGUGCGAGGAUCCGGCUUUCUUAACCCUUAUAGUCGAGUUUCUCUCCAGAAGCGAUGUUUCUGGUGCUGAAGACGAAUUGCUUGAGCGUGAAUUGCUUGGGCUUCUCUACCAGCUUAGUAAGACUCCCGAAGGAGCGCGUACAGUUGAAGAAGCUGGCGUCACACCGAUCUUGGUCGAGGCCAUGCGAUCGGAACACAAAUCCGUUGCUACUUAUGCUUCUGGUGUACUGAAGAAUUUGGAGAACGACAAGCCAGCACCAUAUAGACAGGUACGGUGGAAUUGUAUUGAAAAUGUGCGUUUAAAGGAAUUAGGUAAAUAG
Molecule: messenger RNA, 1450 nt
Organism: Cooperia oncophora
Lineage: Eukaryota; Metazoa; Nematoda; Chromadorea; Rhabditida; Trichostrongylidae
Source: the annotation of a GenBank genome assembly